CCCUCGACUAUUCAGGCUUAUUACGUGUGAGGACUAGUCCUGUUCCGAGCCUGAAGCAUCUGGAAUAAGACUUUCUCCCUCCUACCUAUUCAUGAAGAAAAAUAAGACAUUGUUCUUUGCUUUUUACGCAUGAAUUUACAGACUACAGCCGCAUGCUUUACAACUCGAAACCUAUUUUCGGACGAGAUUCUACAGCCGCAUUGGUUGCAAAGGACUAAAACUAAAAACUAAAGAGGUUGGUGCUGAAUACAAAGUGAUACGGUGAUCCCAUGUUUCGCUCGCAUGACUAAUUAAUAUCAGUACUCAGUCUCGCGCGCUCCUACUUUUUAAAUUUAAACUAUGGCGUUUAGAGCGAGAGCGUUGUACGACUUUAGUUCCGAAAAUCCAGGAGAGAUAUCGAUUACUGAGAACGAAGUUGUUACUUUGUACAGCGAACAAGAUGUCGAGGGAUGGUUAGAGGGGACUAACAGCAGAGGGGAGACUGGUCUUUUUCCAGCCUCAUAUGUGGAGAUUCUCACAAAUGAUUCAUCUGACAUCUCCUCCAACAACAAUGGCAUGUCGGCAGAUCAUGGUCAAGCCGAGUUGCCAUCAAGUGGAUAUGAUUCAUCAUACCAUUCCCAGUCCCACUCUCGUGCUGAGAGCAUUACAGUCCCGAACCCUUCCCACUCUGCUUAUCCUGUGCAAACUCCACAGCACCACAGUUACCCGACCAGUCAAGGUAGCGAUGACGACUGGGAUGAUGACUGGGAUGACAGCUCGACUGUGGCGGAUGAACCUGGAACGAUACAUGACAAUGAUGGAACUAGUUCCACAGCAUACACGGUCACUACCAGUUUACCUGAGAGACGUAGCAGUGCCCAAGCCAAAAGUUCAGCCACAGUGGGUAAAAACCUCAACAGGUUUUCAACCUUUGUGAAAUCAGGCGGAGAGGCUUUUGUGUUGGGCGAGGCGGCUGCCUUUGUCAAGGACGGGGACAAGAUCUGUGUUGUCAUGGGCCAGUAUGGGCCAGAGUGGCAAGAAGACCCAUAUCCAUUUGCCUGCUCUAUCGAUGACCCCACCAAACAGACUAAAUUCAAAGGCAUGAAGAGUUACAUGUCAUACAGACUAACUCCCUCUCAUACCCAGAGCCAGGUGAAUAGAAGGUACAAGCACUUUGACUGGCUCUAUGCCCGCCUAGUGGAACGAUUCCCUGUCAUAUCAGUCCCCCAUCUGCCCGAGAAACAGGCCACGGGGCGCUUCGAACAGGACUUUGUCUCCAAGCGCAGAAAAGGUUUAAUAUGGUGGAUGAACCACAUGACGAGCCAUCCUGUCCUGGCCAGGUGUGACGUCUUCCAGCAUUUCCUCACCUGCCCCAGCACAGACGAGAAGACGUGGAAGAUGGGCAAGCGAAAAGCGGAGAAGGAUGAGUUGACUGGCGCUAAUUUCUUCCUGACCAUCUCUACCCCGGCCGUUCCACUGGACCUACAGGAGGUGGAGAGCAAAAUAGACGGUUUCAAAGCCUUCACCAAGAAGAUGGAUGAGAAUUGUCUGUUAGUCAACGCUACCAUCAACGAGUUCGCCAGGAAGCAGAUCACCGGCUUCAAGAAAGAGUAUCAGAAAGUGGGCCAGUCCUUCAAACUGCUGGGCCAAGCCUUUGAGAUGGACCAACAGGCCUAUUCCGUAGGACUGAACCAUGCCAUAGCAUUCACAGGAGAGGCCUACGAGGUUAUAGGAGACUACUUUGCCGAGCAGCCCAGACAGGAUUUGGACCCCAUAUCGGACCUGCUGGACCUGUACAAGGGACACCUGGCCAACUACCCUGAUAUCAUCCAUGUUCAGAAAGGUGCCCUUACCAAAGUGAAGGAGUGCCAGAAGCAGGAAGGGGAGGGAUCAACCAUCAACGAGCGUUGUAACAUCAUUUCCUGUGCCACGCUGGCUGAGAUCCAGCACUUCCACCGUACGCGCGUACGUGACUUCAAGAGCCAGAUGCAACACCACCUCCAGCAGCAGAUCAGCUUCUUCCAGAAGAUCACUGGGAAGUUAGAGGAGGCACUGCAGAAGUACGACGAAUACAUAAUAUAAGGGACCUGAGGAAAGGAGGGUGGCUACAGAGGGAUGGAGAGAGGAUGGCGGGGACAGAGGGAGAGAGAGGAGGGGGACUUAGAGAGGGAGAGAAAGAAAGAUGGCUAGAGAUGAUAAAUAAAGUGCCCCGGAGGAGAUGGGGCACUUGAAUGACUUGUUCAGUUCUCCGUGACCAGAUUAUUCAUCCAUUCUACAGUGGGAAGUGAGUGGAUCUAUGCAGGUGAUGCAGUGACGGAUGGGGGAAAAUGGGGUAGAAAGAUACUGAAGACACUCCUUCGUUGACGUUGUUGUCCGCAAAACCUGAUCGCGUAGUCUAGCUUGACGGGAUAUGUUAAGUCAUCACAUACAAGACGUGUCACUUCAUGGAAUGAGUGGGAUGUCGUCCAUAAGGAACUGUAUAGAAUUGCAAAGAUAUCUCUUAAAAUACAUGUUUAACCUGUUGCAUUGAAUCCCCCUUAUUUGCCCCUGUCCCUUUGUCUGUCUGUCUGUCUGUCUGUCUGUCUGUCUGUCUGUCUGUCUGUCUGUCUGUCUGUCUGUCUGUCUGUCUGUCUGUCUGUCUGUCUGUCUGUCUGUCUGUCUGUCUGUCUGUCUGUGCGUGUGUGUGUCUGUCUGUGCGUGUCUGUGUGUCUUUACAAACGUGUGUCUUAUCAUAGAGAGGGCAACCAAGGGGGGUUUGGUAUUUCAAUAUUCUGUUGUAGUUUCUGAACCUCAUUAUUUGAGACCUCCCAGAGAGCUCUGUGCCAGGAACAAGCUUUAAGAUUGUAGAACACUGGAGGAGAACAGAACACCUGAUUUUCCAUUCCUUCUUAUUGUUCCCAAUGGAGAGGCAGGAGGCAGGCACAAAUAACUCAGCCAGAAUAAUACUGCAAAUGAUGUCUCUGUGGGAUUCCCUGGUGUCGAAGGACAUUGUUGAAAUGAAAUCCUUCCUCCUACACAUGUACUCCAUGUGAAUUUGACAUUGAAGGACCAUUGAUUGGUAUCCUCCCAAAACACAGUUGUCGGAUGACAGCCAAAAGUCUAAUGUAUGUAAGUUAUUUUACCAGGUUGAUUAGGGUAGUGCUAGAUGACUUGACACACAUCGCCCCUGAACAGCCUAAUACAUGUAGAAGGGAUCUUUAUCACAGUAUAUUCACUUGAUCACACAAGGAACACUGUGUAGUCCUUUUCCUCAUGUUUGCCCGGUCUACAUUUAGCAGACAGCAUGGCUGCAAUUCAGGUACUACUACCAGGCCCACUGUUAUUGAUAUAGGACACCAUCUCUUCUCCUCUCCCAAUAGGUCAAGUUACUCCACCUCCAUUGCGUCCAUUAUUUAGACCAGAUUCCUUUUCCACUAGCUCUGGGUCAAGUUACAUCUGAAACACUUGAAGGGAAUUUAAAUAGUUUGUUGUUCUUGUUAACAUACAGCUAUCUUGCUGAACUGGGUUUGUUGUGUUUGCUCACCCAUGUCCAGUGCUUGACUCGGGAUGAAAGAAGUGCAGGAGCUGUCUUUUCCCAAGUCCAUCCAUUAGAUUAUGUUUACCGAAGUUCAGUGGUGUAAAGUACUUAAGUGAAAAUACUUUUAAGUACUACUUAAGUUGUUUUCUGGGGUAUCUGUACUUUACUAUUUAUAUUUUUGACAGAUUUUACUCCAUUACAUUCCUAAAAACAUUAAAAAGUACAUUAUUUUCUUGAGGAAUGUAGUUGAAGUAAAAGUUGUCAAAAAUGUAAAUAUGAAUGUAUUGUAAUGUAAAAAAAUAAAUAAUAAUAAUUGUAUAACUGCCUUCAUUUUACCGGACCCCAGGAAGAGUGGAUCUAUAAUAAAUACUGACAAGGUAAAAAUAUGUUGUUCUGCCCCUGAACAAGGCAGUUAACCCACUGUUCCCCGGGCGCCAAAGACGUGGAUGUCGAUUAAGACAGCCCCCCGCACCUCUGAUUCAGAGGGGUUGGGUUAAAUGCGGAAGAUACAUUUCAGUUGAAGGCAUUCAGUUGUACAACUGACUAGGUAUCCCCCUUUUCCUUUCCCUACAGUAUAUAAGGUUCCACAGUUGACAGUCAGAGCAAAAACCAAGCCAUGAGGUCAAAGGAAUUGUCCGUAGAGCUCCGAGACAGGAUUAUGUUGAGGCACAGAUCUGGGGAAGGGUACCAAAACAUUUCUGCAGCAUUGAAGGUCCCCAAGAACACGGUGGCCUCCAUCACCAAGCCUCUCCCUAGAGCUGUGGGCACGGCCAAACUGAGCAAUCGGGGGAGAAGGGUCUUGGUCAAGGAGGUGACCAAGAACCCGAUGGUCACUUUGACAGAGCUCUAGAGUUCCUCUGUGGAGAUGGGAGAACCUUCCAGAAGGACAACCAUCUCUGCAGCACUCCACCAAUCAGGCCUUUAAGGUAGAGGGGCCAGAUGGAAGCCACUCCUCAGUAAAAGGCACAUGACAGCCCGCUUGGAGUUUGCCAAAAGGCACCUAAACUCUCAGACUAUGAGAAACAAGAUUCUCUGUUCUGAUGAAACCAAGAUUGAACUUGGCCUGAAUGGCAAGCGUCACUUCUGGAGGAAACCUGACACCAUCUCUACGGUGAAGCAUGGGGGUGGUUGCAUCAUGCUGUGGUGAUGUUUUUCAGUGGCAGGGACUGGGAGACUAGUCAGGAUCGAGGCAAAGAUGAACGGAGAAAAGUACAGAGAGAUCCUUGAUGAAAACCUGCUGGAGAGCGCUCAGGACCUCAGACUGGGGCGAAGUUUCACCUUCCAAAGGACAAUAACCAUAAACACACAGUCAAGACAAUGCAGGAGUGGCUUUGGGACAAAUCUCUGAAUGUCCUUGAGUGGCCCUGACAGAGCCCUGACUUGAACCUGAUCGAAUAUCUCUGGAGAGACCUGAAAAUAGCAGCAACGCUCGCCUUCCAACCUGACAGAGCAUGAGAGGAUCUGCAGAGAAAAAUUGGUUCAAGUCCGGGCUCUCGGCCGGUGAUGGGCUACUUUGUUUUAUAGAGGCGCUGAUAUGGCUCUCCGGACAGCUCCAGCCCAAAUCAAGCACUGCCCAUGUCCUGAUAAUCGUUGGACAUACACAUUACGUUUUUGAAGUAAGAGGGAAACAGUAAUCCUCCAGAUCCCUAUUCAAGUCUGUCCUCACGGAAGUUCACAUUCACAAACAUUGCCUGGGUGGGUUAAGUUAGUCAGGAAAAGCAGCAACCAAACAGCUUUUGGUCAUACGCUCUCUCUCUCAGAGCAAAGUUCAAAGCACAAGCACAACCAGCUGAUUCAGUCAUGACUCAUUGCUACACAGGCUGGUUGUUCCUCUCUCUCAGAAGGGCUGCAUGUUUGAGAUCGACUACAUUGCAGUCCGGCUGUGAAGGGUGUUUCUAAAUGUGAAAUUCAGACUAUUAUAGCAGUCUUCUGAACCGUGCAGCCAAACUGCAAUGGCAUCAAUGUCAAACACACGGUCUCUCUGUACAGUUGGAGGGAUUUCCGCUACCAUCAUACCCGUUUAAUUAUUAAUGUGAUCCGAACUUACAGUUUAUGUAAUGUCCACAGUCCACAAUCAUUGAAGACUGUUUUGUGGCGACACCUUUUUGAAGUUACUGUUCAUGCUCACAAAGAAGUAUAAGUCCAUUCAUUACCCAGAACAAAGGAAGACAUUUUAUUUCCACUGGCUGGGGCUCUUGGGUUGUCCCUCUCUGUGGAAACAGACUAAGCCUGUUAGAACUUGAUUUAAAUUAUAUUCCUAACUGUAAAACAAACAAAAAAAAUGGGCCCGAUGUCCUUUCUGAUAGUAAUCAGAAGCACAUUGCAAUGUUGUGGAAUGUUACUUUUGAAUCUUCCUUAAACCUUGUUGAGUUCCCUUUAAACAGAGUUUGUGUAUGUGAAAUCAUAUCCUCCCCCUCGUGUGUACCUCACUCUUCCCCAGUCCAGCCCACAUCGCCCCCAUGAACUGGUCUGGUGGAAAAGUGUAGUGCUUAAUGGAAGGAUAUAAAGAAACAAAAGCUGUACUAUCGUCUUUAAGGAAACAAAAAAGGUCAGUCAAGACCAACAUAGGCUACUCAUUUAAGAUUAUGUUUAAAGGUAUACAAUACUGGGCUGGCACAAGUUUACAAAAUAAACAACAUGCAAAGGAUAAAACAUCAACACAACCUACACUACAUGACCUCAUUGACCAUCUCGUUCCAAAAUCAUGGGACUUAAUACGGAGUUGGUCCCAACCUUUGCUGCUAUAACAGCCUCCACUCUUCUGGGAAGGCUUUCCACUACAUGUUGGAACAAUGCUGCGGGGACUUGCUUCCAUUCAAACACAAGAGCAUUAGUGAGGUCGGCCGCUGAUGUUGGGCGAUUAGGCCUGGCUGGCAGUCAGCAUUCCAAUUCAUCCCAAAGGUGUUUUAUGGAGUUGAGGUCAGGGCUUUGUGCAGGCCAGUCAAGUUCUUCUACACCAAUCUCAACAAACCAUUUCAAUAUGACAGUAUCUCAUUGUCAUACUGAAACAGGAAAGGGCCUCCUCCAAAGUUGGAAGCACAUAAUCGUCUAGAAUGUCAUUGUAUGCUGUAGCGUAAGAUUUACCUUCACUGGAACUAAGGGGCCCGAACCAUGAAAAACAGCUCCAGAACAUUAUUCCUCCUCCACCAAACUUUACCGUUGGCACUAUGCGUUCGGGCAGGUAGCUUUCUCCUGGCAUCCGCCAAACCCAGAUUUGUCCCUCGUACUGCCAGAUGGUGUUUCACAGAACAUGUUUCCACUGCUCCAGAGUCCAAUGGCGGUGAGCUUUACACUACUACCAACCAUUGCACAAGGUGAUCUUAGGCUUGUGUGCGGCUGCUCGGCCAUGGAAACCAAUUUCAUAAAGCUCCCAAAAACUGUUAUUAUGCUGACAUUGCUUCCAGAGGCAGUUUGGAACUCGGUAGUGAGUGUUGCAACCGAGGACAGGCGAUUUCUAUGCGCUACGCGCUUCAGCGGUCCAGUUCUGUAAGCUUGUGUGGCUUAACACUUCGUGGUUGAGCUGUUGUUGCUCCCAGACAUAUCCACUUCACAAUAACAACACUUACAAUUAACCGGGGCAGCCCUAGCAAGGCAGACAUUUGACAAACUGACCUGUUGGAAAGGUGGCAUCCUAUGACUGAGCUCUUCAGUAAGGCCAUUCUACUGCCAUUGUUUGUCUAUGGAGAUUGCUUGGCUGUGUGCUCGAUUUUAUACACCUGUCAGCAACGGGUGUGGCUGAAAUAGACAGAUCCACUCAUUUGAAGGGGUGUCCACAUACCUUUGUAUAUAUCAUGUAUAUUUAAUUUGAAAAAAUACACAGAUCUUUUGCCAUAUAAUUACAUAUAUAAUGUAUAGGAUAUCUGUGUCUUUUGCAAUACAUGCAGAACUUCUGAAAUGACAAUGUGAUUUCUGCAAGCUGCAGCACAGAAUGCUCAUCGACGGGGGUGGAGUGCGUGUGAAAAGACACUGGGUGUUCUCAUCCUAGCUAUCCUCGAGGGUGUAGAUCUGAUCUAAGUACAGACUUACCAUGGUAACAACGUAUUAGGGCCAGAGACAUCUGCCAAGUCACUUCAUUUUGAAUUUCACCAGAAUUAUGAACAAUAUGCUACUGAGUCAAACAGAAAAGUGACAACAGAUUUACACAGUAAUACAAAUGCUGUAUAUUAAUUUCCAUAGGAAUAGUGGACCGCAGACUGUAUUUACUUGUAUGUACAGUAGGCUACUAUGCAUUCAGUCAUUUAAAACACUGAUUCGGGUAGGGCAUGCCCGAAUCACAGGCCUGAUACAGUUAUCAUUUGGUUGCAAAAACUACUGGAUGAAGUAUUAUUAUUUACAAACAAAAGAGUGUGUUAGUCAAGUCUAUUGUUCCUAACAAGACGAGAAGACGUGUAUCAUUAACACAUGAUGGCUGGCUGACUGCAUUUAAACUAAAGACACCUUGAAGGCAGAUCUACUGUAGUCUCAGUUCACUUUUCUGGCUAAAAACAGAGCCAUAUAUAUAUAUAUAUAUUACUGUAUAUGGCUCUUGCUACAACUAUUCCUGUGGUCUGUCAUUCUAACCACUGACAGGUUGAAUUGAGCAAAUCAAAUUUUACUGGUCACAUACACAUGGUUAGCAGAUGUUAAUGCGAGUGUAGGGAAAUGCUUGUGCUUCUAGUUCCGACCAUGCAGUAAUAUCUAACAAGUAAUCUAACAAUUUCACAACAUCUAACUUAUACACAUAAAUAUGUGGAUGAGUGAUGGCCGAACGGCGUAGGCAAGACGCAGUAGAUGGUAUAGAGUACAGUAUAUACAUAUGAGAUGAGUAAUUUUUACCUACCCAUUUUUACCUACCUCAUCCCCAUACUGUUUUUAUUUAUUUACUUUUCUGCUCUUUUGCACACCAAUAUCUCUAUCUGUAUAUGACCAUCUGAUCAUUUAUCACUCCAGUGUUAAUCUGCAAAAUUGUAAUUAUUCGCCUACCUCCUCAUGCCUUUUGCACACAAUGUAUAUAGACUCCCCUUUUUUUCUACUGUGUUAUUGACUUGUUAAUAGUUUACUCCAUGUGUAACUCUGUGUUGUCUGUUCACACUGCUAUGCUUUAUCUUGGCCAGGUCGCAGUUGCAAAUGAGAACUUGUUCUCAACUAGCCUACCUGGUUAAAUAAAGGUGAAAUAAAACAUUAAAAAUCAAACAUGUAAA
Oncorhynchus nerka (sockeye salmon) is the source of this 8676-nucleotide messenger RNA. RefSeq names its product sorting nexin-18-like. Gene Ontology annotation, molecular function: protein binding; phosphatidylinositol binding. The transcript has 2 exons. Gene Ontology annotation, cellular component: plasma membrane; cytoplasmic vesicle. The record is from RefSeq and is a predicted model, not a curated record. Gene Ontology annotation, biological process: protein transport; mitotic cell cycle; endosomal transport. The coding region runs from base 340 to 2061 and encodes 573 amino acids. NCBI's taxonomy places the organism in Eukaryota, Metazoa, Chordata, Actinopteri, Salmoniformes, Salmonidae.